AUGAAAGCCAUAAAAUGCUGGGUGACAGCAUGGCUGCUCUCCGAAGCACAGGAGACCGAGCAGAAGAGCAAGUACCAAGACGACCAUGUCUCGGCGAUCAAAGCGCGACUUCAAGUCUGGGCAUCCACUUGGGAGGAAUCUUCGACUGGCCGCGGUGCCGUUCUGAAGACCAUCCGGGAGCACAUGGCCGCCGUCAGCUUCGAUGUUGCAAGCACCUAUGCCACUUGGGCUGCAGAGCUCCCAAGUUCUGCAGGGAAUUAUGUCGUGGCCGCUGCAGUGUCUGAAUCGGUGGCACUUCUGCCAGAGUGCCUUGAAGAGCUCAAAAGCAAGAGCGAGCUUCAGUCAAGAUGCCCGCAAAAGAUGUACAAGAUCGCCAUCCAAAAGCUCUUCAGCAUGGGCGACGCUGACGGCGCUGAGCUGGUGUGGAAGCGUGCUCGACAACUCUUCCGUGGCUCGACCCGUGCGUUUCCUGAAAUGCUCCCGGAGGAGGAGGCGGCAAUUCCUUGGCCCUCCGCGCUGCAAACGCCAACCGUAUGGGUGCGUGGAUUGCGUGAAAAGUCCUUCUGGGAUUGCUACCAGGCAUGGCCAUUUGUUCGAACACUGGAGGCCCAGGCAGGCCGAAUUCUCAGCGAAGCUAUCGAUGUGGCACCCAAGCUCACGCGAGCGUACCCUUACCUUUUCACACAAGGGUCUUGGCAAAACCUCUUCAUUUUCAGGGGCCGCACGUGGAACACGGAAGUCUGUGAUGUGAUGCCUCGAACUUGCCAGCUACUUGUGCCCGAGAUCCCGACCAAACCUGGCCUCCCCACGGUUGUCCCCAACAACGAAGAGAUUGUGCUCUUCCGGUCCAUGGAUGGUGCUUACGUGGGACCACACAGUGGUGCCGUCAACAAUCAAAUCAACAUCCACCUGACCUUAAAGGGUGGCCAGGGGGCUUUCUUGAACGUGGCUGGAGAUCGGCGCGAGCUCAAAGCGGGGAAGGCAAUGUGCUUUCAGGACAGCUAUCUCCACAGCCUUGAGCACACCUGUCAGAACGGUUCGGAUGAUUGCAAUGAGCGACUAUCGCUGGUGGUGCGUGUGCUCCAUCCGGACUACGAUGCUCGGAGUUUUCGUGGGACUUCGGCCACGGAGGCGGAAGGGCCACUUGAUGCCUUCAGCGAGACGACAGCUCUGCGUGCGGAGCUGUCCCGCUUGCGCGAGCAGUACCGCAAGCUGUCGGACAGCUCCGAAGAUCUAGGUGAAGAGCCCUGCAAGGCUCCUGUACCAACGGAUGCGGAGGUGAAGAACGCGAAGAAGUUGUUUACGUUCCUUAGCCAGGAGUUCCGCGGAUGGACUGAUGUCGAGGAGGAGCCCAUCGACGCCAUAGUGGUGCUGUCAAACUGGUACGACCGUCUUUCCAAAGUCAGAAAGGUGCUGGAACUGGCUGCCAAAGCUCGCAGCGUGCCGAUCGUCGUUGUUGGAGGCCGUGGCCGGCUGAGCUCUAUCAGAGCUGCCGAGUUGGAUGGGGAGGCCCAUGCCACCUUGGCGAGGCUGCUGGUACUGCUGGAGGUGCCAGGAGAGCUUGGAACGCUGGGAACAAACAGAGUAGUUGCCAUCAGCUGCAACGAGUGUCCCACGCCGGAGCUUCGAGCCAAGUGCGGUUGUGUGGGCAACACUGGCUUUAACACUGACCGCUUCCUGGAGUGGGCUGCAACGUAUUUGCCACCUCUAGUUCACAGACCUCGACGUGUGGUCGUCGUGGAGGAAUCUUACCUCGUGCGCCGAGUGACAGCAACUGUCCUGGGUCGCCUUUCUGGCAUGACUGGGACCCCCAGACAUGUUCACAAUCAUUCGACCAUGCAGGUGAGCAUCGUGAAUGCCAGGGAAGCCAGCCCUUUGGAUCAGCUCCUCCAGGUGCAUGAAUCCAUGCCCAGCGCCAUGAUGCAGCUGAUGGCCGACGAGGUCGCACGACUCGAAAAUUAUUCGAGCCAAGAUGCAGGUUCGCCGCGACUCUUCUCAAAAGCCUUGUUCCUCGGAGAUGUCCAGGCAGCACUAUCUGGCGACAAGGCCGGAAGUGCCCAGACAAGCUCGGAAGCAGAGUUCCGACACGUUUGGGGUUUGGGCAAAGAGCUUUCUGCAAAGUAUGCAGCGCCAAUGGAAAAGGUCGCUCGGGACAGGCGGCUAUUCUGGAGGUGCGUGGCUCCCAGGGACUCGGAAGGCAUGGCCACUUGGACUGUGCCGGAGGCUCCGGGUGAGGCCUGGGGCUUCUGGCGGAAAGCCGAUGACUGCGAGUCGGGGAAAUGA
Symbiodinium sp. CCMP2456 is the source of this 2283-nucleotide messenger RNA. The record is from the annotation of a GenBank genome assembly. Lineage: Eukaryota; Dinophyceae; Suessiales; Symbiodiniaceae.